AUACAGAAUGAAGUUCCCUCUUUUGACUUCCCUUUAUUGUACUUAGCUAUAAAUCAGCAAAUCCCUGUUAGAAUCUAUUCUGAACUCACUAUCCAGACAGGAAUCUUUUAAUGUUUAUCUACUGGAAGAUACACAUGGAAUUCCAACUGACCUUUCAUACUUUAGGGAGAGUAUAAUGGUUUUUUCUGUAUGCAUCCUGAUGUGUUCCAUCAACACUAGAGGGGCAAUGUAGCUUUGUGAAUGGGCAAUAAAGCUUGUCAUGCCAUCAAGACAUUUUAUUUUUGAAAUCAUUUUAAAAUAUGUGUUCAAAUGCUUAUUAAUUUAUUUAAGGCUGAAAAGUGUUUUACCGUAACAAACAGUUGGUAACCUUAUACAACAUACUAGUAGAAGGAUGCCAACUAAGUGCUGAAGUAUAGAAGUAUGCCCAUCAGUAUAACCGCUAAGGAUGUGCAUCAGAUUCCAGUGAAACCCAAGCAAAAUUUGGAUGGCUCCUGCAAUGAAGGAGGCUUUCCCCUGAGGCCACCAGAAUCAAAGUUGGAGUUGAAUGGGGCUUCAGUAUGACUCAUGUUAUAAUGAUACAGAGAAACAUCUGUAUGUCCUAGUUGCUCAAGGGUAACAAAACAUGGGUUGUUGGAAAUGCACUGUGACUGAGCUUUUGGGCUGGUUUGGUAUUAUAAGCAAUUUCAUUUUAACAGAUACAUUAAUGAAAUGUUAAAACUAAUGUACUACAUUAUGAAAGUAACUUCAUGGAAUAGCAUCAAGGUCAUUUGCCCAUCCAUAUUUCAAACAUGCUAUAUUUCUCCAUUUAGCCAUUUAAUUCUGUACUUCUUCUUUUCUAUCUAUCUAUCUCCUGCUUUUUUUCCUUGCAAGGAACUCAGGGUGGGCUUACAUAAUUCUGUUUUCUCAAUCUUAGCCUCACAAAAAACACCACUGUGAGGUGGGUUGAACUGAGAGCCCACAACUGCCCCAGAUCACUCAGUGAGCUUCAUGGCUGAAUGGAGUUUAGAACCCAAAUCUCCUGAGUUCUAGUCUCGCAUUCUUAACCACUUCACCACACUGUCUCUUUAUCCCAGUAAAUCUUUCAAUACUAUGUAUUUGUGGUGGUCGAUUUUUUUCUUUGUGCUGAACAGCAUACUCCAAACAUCAUACCAUGUUGUAUAAAAAUAAUUGCAUAACGAGCAUUGCUAGUCACCCUUUAUACUUCAGAUAACUGCCCCAUGAGUGCGAUCAUCUGCACCCUGAUUCUCCACUGUUGAACAUUCUCCACUGGUCAACCAUGUCUGUUGUAUUCUUUUGGAACUAGCAGCUGUUUCCGAUCUGGAUGGUCCCCAGAAUAAUGUUAACUGAUCUUUCCUUUGUAGAUGUUUGUUGACAUUAUAAUAGAAAACAGAUCCAUGACAGAAGAGAAAGGCAUAAUUUGAUUUAUAAUCACUGCCAAAAUCUUUUAGAAUGCAUGACCACCGCAUAGGUAAAAUCCACCUACUUCAGUACAAUUCCUCCAGCACAAUGGAAGGUUGCAUUGUAAGUAUAACUUAGCUUUUGAGAUUUAAGGUACCAUCUGUGAAUAUUUAAUCUAAUUUUCUUUGAUUUUAGCAGGGACAGAUUGCACUGGGUCUUGAAGGCAAAAUUUAUCCCAAUAACAGUUUUUGACCACCAUGAGUUGGAGUUUUUUGACACGUCUGUUAGAGGAAAUCCACAACCACUCCACAUUUGUUGGAAAGAUAUGGCUGACAGUGCUAAUCGUAUUCCGCAUUGUCCUCACUGCUGUGGGAGGGGAGUCCAUCUACUAUGAUGAGCAGAGCAAAUUUGUAUGCAACACAGAACAGCCAGGAUGUGAGAACGUUUGCUAUGAUGCUUUUGCCCCCCUCUCCCAUGUGCGAUUUUGGGUAUUUCAGAUCAUCCUGGUCUCCACUCCCUCCGUGAUGUACCUGGGCUAUGCCAUUCACAAAAUCGCCCGGAUGGUGGAACAUGGUGAAACAGAAAGGAAGUUCCGAAGCAAACCUUUCCCAAUGCGCUGGAAACAGCAUCGAGGCUUAGAAGAGGCUGAGGAUGAUCAAGAGGAAGAUCCAAUGAUGUAUCCAGAAAUUGAGCUGGAGAGUGAGAGGGAGAACAAGGAGAAUCCACCCCAAGUCAAAGUGAAACAUGAUGGCAGGAGGCGAAUUCGAGAGGAUGGGCUUAUGAAAAUUUAUAUACUACAACUGUUGAGCAGAACUAUAUUUGAAAUUGGUUUCCUUGUUGGCCAGUAUUUUCUCUAUGGGUUUGAAGUCAGCUCCAAAUUUCUUUGUAGCAGGAAGCCAUGUCCCCAUACAAUUGACUGCUUCAUUUCAAGACCCACUGAAAAAACCAUAUUUCUACUCAUCAUGUAUGGCGUGAGUUGUUUAUGCUUACUUCUCAACAUCUGGGAAAUGCUUCACUUGGGAUUUGGCACCAUCCGGGACACACUGAACAAUAAACGGAAAGAGCUGGAGGAUUCAGCAACCUAUAAUUACCCAUUUACUUGGAAUACACCGUCUGCUCCUCCAGGUUACAACAUUGCAGUGAAGCCUGACCAGAUACAAUACACAGAACUGUCCAAUGCCAAGAUAGCCUAUAAGCAGAACAGGGCCAACAUUGCACAAGAACAGCAGUAUGGUAGCAAUGAAGAGAACAUUCCAACUGAGUUGGAGAACCUCCAGCGAGAAAUCAAAGUUGCUCAGGAACGUUUAGACCUUGCCAUCCAGGCAUACAAUAAUCAGAACAACCCUACUUGUUCCAAGGAAAAGAAACCCAAAGGCAGCUCAAAUAAAAGCAGUGGAAGUAGCAAAUCAGGGGAUGGAAAAACCUCUGUCUGGAUUUGAUGCAGCCUGCCUGGGAUUUAAAGUCUUGCAACUUCCCCUUGCAGUUCAUGAUAACUUGCAAACUUGUUGCAUAAAAACUUGCAUUAAAUAAAUACGUAGCUUUGUUGAAGUUCAGGGAUAUUUUGGAGUGCAGUUGACACUCUCCAAAAGUCUGGAGGCAUAUUUAUGUUCACAUCCUGAUUUUUCCAAAACAUACUGUUUCUUUCAGGUCAGGAAAAGACACAGAUUUAUUUUUUUAAAAUCAUUCUUGUUGAACGGUUUACACUGUAUAUACAGUAUUAUGGUACAUUUUAUUAUGCACAAUUUUUGUAUUUAUACACUGGAUAUGUCAGUUAUACUUUUUAUAUUAAAAAGAAGAAAUUUGGGUGUUCUUGCAAGGUUUUUUCUCUCCUUAUAUUCCUAGGUCUGCAGAUGAAGCACACCGUUCUGGAUUACUCUUAUGGACAAAGACAAGAUCCUGCUUCCUUCCUAUUUUCACCACUUCUUUCCCUCACAGGUUAAAGAGAUUUUUCACUCUGGGGUUCAGAAAAAUUCCCUCAGAUGUAAUAGGAAUUCUAUAAUAAAUAUUCUAUAAUCCAAAUUGGCACAACAACAAAACCAAUUGAAUUUAAGAGUGAACUUAAGAAUGGCUUCUGUCAUAUCUGUUCCUAUUCACUGUAUGAAGCUGCUGACAUUUCAGAUCCUACAAAUGGUAUCUGGCUCUGAAAAGAAAUUUUGAGGAGCUCAACAGCUGAAACAAUUUGCAUUUCCUCCUCCUCCUUGUCAUCUUAGGUCAUGUGGCAAUUUAAGAAACUGCCCUGGGCACUACCACAAAAUGGCUUCCAUGGGAGGCAUAGCAAAGAAUAGUUAACAUGACCAAAAAAUGAGUACAAGGCAGAGGUGAGAUUCCAGCACUCUAAACGACUCCUCUGAACCCAGUUUUUAGCAUGAACAAAACCCUAUUUCACAUCAAUUCCACAAAAAUGUAUUAAUUUCUUUAAAAUGUAGAAGGAUUGAAACAUUUUACUGGAACUGAAAGAAAGGUGUCUGAGAGCCCAUUAAUUUACAUGGGCACCAUGUUAUCUACCCACACCAAAGGUUGUGUCCAUAUCAGCCCUCCUUUCCUAAAUUGCUUGUAGAAGGUCACAUGAACAGUUUGUAGAACUGAAGAAU
Varanus komodoensis (Komodo dragon) is the source of this 3989-nucleotide messenger RNA. It is a transcript of the gene GJC1, whose product is annotated as gap junction protein gamma 1. The record is from RefSeq and is a predicted model, not a curated record. NCBI's taxonomy places the organism in Eukaryota, Metazoa, Chordata, Lepidosauria, Squamata, Varanidae. The transcript has 2 exons. Gene Ontology annotation, cellular component: connexin complex. Bases 1656 to 2837 code for a protein of 393 amino acids. Gene Ontology annotation, biological process: cell communication.